This is a messenger RNA of Gopherus evgoodei (Goodes thornscrub tortoise), 6172 nucleotides long. RefSeq names its product myotubularin related protein 11 (gene MTMR11). NCBI's taxonomy places the organism in Eukaryota, Metazoa, Chordata, Testudines, Testudinidae. The record is from RefSeq and is a predicted model, not a curated record. The transcript has 18 exons. Bases 400 to 2622 code for a protein of 740 amino acids.
AAAGGGCCCGGGCUCCUUUAAGACUGCGGCAGGUUUCAGCCUCUUCCCAGGACCCAGCGGGUCAGUUUCCCCUGGCGAUGGGGGGGACCCGCAGCUGAGCGGAGCCGCCCCCCGGGAAGGAACUAGCGGCCCCCGCCCGCCAGCACCUUGCAAGGGCCCCGCCCCCGCUGCAUCCUCCCACCUGGGGCUGCCUCCUGCCGCGGCUGGGAGGCGAGUUUCUCCCGAGCCGGCUCGCCACGCAGGGCCCCCCCGGCCAGCGCGCACCGGGCACCUCCCCUGCCAUGGACUGAGCGCGCUGUCGUCUCCGCCGGGGGCUGGGACUGGCCCCUUCCUUGCUGGGGGGUUCACCCCCCCUCCUCCCCGCUGGGUUUUUUUAAUGGGGCAGCAAGAGACUUGACCAUGUUAUCGGGCUCCAAAAACUCCUUUAAAAUCCAGCAGCACCAGCCGGGCCCUGCGCUGAGAGGUCCAAAGUCCUCUGCCAUGAACAGCAGGAGAAACAAGAACUGCCAGGCUUUCCCGUGUAUCCCAGGGGAACACGUCCUGGAAGCGGCAGCUCACGUGAGGAAGAUCGUCUGCUCCAGGGAUGGUGAAGGAUCCAUCCUGGGCACACUGUACUGCACCAACCUGAGAGUCGCCUUCGUGCCAGAGCCAACCCCUGGUGACACGGUGGGGGCCCCUCGCUGUUCCACUCGCCUGCACAGUGAGCACGACGUGGCCCUGCUCUGCAUCAGGAGGCUAGUGGCAGUGAACAGCUUCACCAAGGCCAAGGUGCUGACGGCCAGCUCUACACUCAAGUUCAUCCCGGAGGAGCUGGUCCUCUACUGCCGGGACUUCCGGGUGCUGCGUUUCCGCUUCCGCGACAGCGGCUUGGAACCCCGGGCUUGUCAGGUGACGCUGGCCAUUGUGCAGGCUCAGGAGAGCAGCAGCGCCAGUGCGGGGACGUGGUACGACACUGGCGCUAUAAGGAACCUGGAAAACGCCUGGCUGAGCACGGAGGGGUCGUCGUCCUCCUCGACGCUGCUCUUUGAGAGGCCCUGUGACUGGGAGAAGGAGCUGAGGCGGCUUGGGGCUGCUGGCUGGAGGGUCAGCCCUGUCAACGAGCGCUUUGACAUGGCCACCAGCCUCCCCAAGUACCUCUGGGUCCCCAGCAGGCUCCUGGACAACGAGCUCAAGAGGGCCUUUGGCCACUUCAACGCCAGGCGCAUCCCGAGGCUGUGCUGGCAUCACCCGGGAGGCAGCGACCUGCUGAGAGCCGCCGGCUUUCACGCCGAUUCAGACCCCGAGAAGGAAGACGUGAGGUCUGUGGAAGCGCUGAUGCUCGCUGGCCACGCCCAGUGUGUGAUAGUGGAGACAGCCGUCGACCUGCCCAGCCCUGCAGAGAUCCAGCUCUCUUACCUCAAGCUUCGGGCCCUCUGCCUUCCUGACUCCUCUGUGGCCGAUGAGAAAUGGCUCUCCGCCCUGGAGGGGACGCGCUGGCUGGAGCACGUGAGGGCUUGUGUGAGGAAAGCAUGCGAGGUGGCUGCCCUGCUGGCGGAGAGGUCCCGCUCCAUCAUGCUGCAAGAGUCAGAUGAUCGGGAUCUGAACUGCCUGCUGGCCUCCCUCAUCCAGGUCCUGUCGGAUCCCCACACCCGUACCCAGUCUGGGUUCCAGAGCCUGCUGCAGAAGGAGUGGGUGGUGGCAGGGCACCCCUUCCUCCAGCGCCUCAACCUCCUCCGGGACAACGACCGUGAGGAGUCUCCGGUGUUUCUGCUUUUCCUGGAUUGCGUGUGGCAGCUGCUCCAGCAGUUCCCAGCAUCCUUUGAGUUCACAGAGACAUACCUGUUAGCCCUCCACGACAGCAGCUACAUACCCUUCUUCAGCACCUUCCUGUUUAACUGCCAGUGGGAGAGAGAUCGCAGGAAUCAGCACCGUGCCUCCAACCAGAUCUACGCGCCCGUCAACGGUUGGCGGGAACCCCCUCCCCUGGAGAUCCUGCAGAAGGGUGGCCGCCUGGCGAAGGAGAGAGGGGGCCCCUACUUGCCCACCAUCUGGGACUGGGCGCUGCGCUACACCACUCAGCAGAGGUCUCAGUUCAGAAAUCCUGCCUAUGCCAGGAGCAGCGGCAGCACCACUGUUCCAAAUGGCAAAUCUGCCCCACUAGGGGGUGAUAAGCUGGAAGCUGCCUUGUCUGGGAGCGGCACCAUGUACCUGUUUGCCAAGGGGGCCCUCUCGCCGCAGACCCACCUCUUCCCCUGGAAGAACGGCUCGCUUUCCAAAAAGGGCUGGUGGAGGGCUCAGUCCUCAGAGAGCCUCAGCGAACAGGACCGGUCCUUGAGGAGCAGUCCCAGCGGCUGCCCCCUGCAGCCUGAGGGUCUGCUACUUCCUGCCUCUGUGGGCCCCCUGAUCCGGCUCUGGAGAAGGUGUUACCUGCGGGGAAGCCAGGAAGUUCAGACUCCUUGUGCCUCCCACUGCUAUUGGGUGGAGCAGCAUAGCCUAGCAGAUAGAGCACUGGCCUGGGACUCAGGAGAUCUGGCGGUUGUUCCUGGCUCUGCCACUGAUUCUCUAGGUCACCUUGGCGUGGCCUCUUUGCCUCCACGCUCUGUGAACUCGCAGAGGAACUGGACCUGCUUCGAGGGCGACUGACGGGCGAGGGGACCUGCUAGGGUGCCUAACCAUGGCAGCACGCAGAGCCCUUCUCGCCAGCCGCCUGAAGGCGAAACACCCCGAAGACUGGACGGCCUCGUGUCCUUGCUGCGAUGCUGGAGAUGGGAGAGCGUCCCGGGCAGAACUGGAUCUGUCCGCUGGGCCAGUGGACCAAGGGGGGGGGACCUGGGUUUGUAGGAAUGGCUUCCACGGACUUUACGCCCUGCUGUUCCUCCUGAUGCGGGGAGUUGCCCGUCCUUUUGUGGCUUCAGGAAAGGGAACCGGGCAACCCCGUCCCAUCUAAAGGGCCCGCUCCCACUCACGCAGCUCAGGGUGGUGGGUGCCCAGAUAACCCUGGCUCCUCCCAAGUGCUACCUCCUCAAAGUUGGGCCCAGUCCCAGAGCCCCCGCCCGGCCCUGAGUCUGGUUAAGCCCCCGCCCAUGCUGGGUGUUUGGCCAGGGUUCGGUUGAUGGGGGUCUUGACGGGAACCGAACAACUCCAGUGUUCUCCAGCGCUGCUUGGCAAAACCUACAGCAUAGGAUUCUGUUACUGCAGGGUUUGGGGCAGGCACUCCAUGGUACUGGGUCCAACCGCUUUUGCUGCUGCUCAAUCUGAGUUGUAUCUCUCUCCAUUCUCUGAUCUUUCAUGCACCUUCACCCUCCUCACUCCCCCAGGGUGACUUACUCAGCUGAUGAGGCUGGCUCAUUCACGUACCUCCCCCAGAGGGGCGGCAUGUGGGUGGAAGGGCAGGCGAGGGUUAACCUGCCGCUGCUCAGGCCGUACCCAUCCCCUGGGUUAUUGCUGGCCUCCGAUCUCCAGCACUGUCAGUCUGGCACCCGUCCCUGAGCGCAGGGUGGGAAAAAGCGAGCAAGAGAACCCUGUCCUCAGUAGAUUACCGGGAGCCCUCAUGAGCUCCCAUCUCCGGGCAGGGCUACGCUACAGUCUUGCAUCGGCAAUGGUGUUGUAGCGCUGCUGGUGAAGACAUUCUAAGCCUACAGAGAGCUCUACUGUCAGCUGCAGGGCGGGUUAAGGUCGGUAUAACGACGUUGCUCAGGGAUGUGAAAAAUCCACCCCCCUGAGCGACAUGGUUAGAGCAGAGUGUGUAAUGUAGACCUGGCCUCUGAUCCGAAAGCUGCCAUGCAGUGCCAGAGCCGGAUGCACUUGGCGCUGUCCUGCUAGCAAUGUGCUGGGGCGGGUCUUUGAGGCGGUGGGCAUGUCCAGGCGCUAGGUACUUACUGUGCUACCGCCAGAACUGGCUUUCUAAGCCUUGGAGUUCAGGUCUUCACUGGAGAGUCCCCAGAGGGCGGGAUUGUCGGGAUCCGGAGCUUAGGGACUCUGUUGGCUGAACAAUAUACCCAGCUGUGCCUCUGCCAAUCAUCUGGGCAGCAUGUAAGUUGCAGUCGCAUUGGCAGGUGGCUGAUAAUGGCAAUUCUGAUAAUGUGUGGUCCCGGGAGCCUCUGUCCUCCUUUACCACCCUCGAACAAUGGCAAUUCUGCUCUCAGUAGAUUCUCCUACAGUGUGUUUCCAACACACGCUUAGGGGGGUACUGGUGCAGGGGUGGGAGCCUCUCCUAUCUGCCAUCACGGCAGACCUAGGUCAGGCUACCACCUGAUGUCUCUGAGGAAGGGAUUGGUGGCUCUCAGCCCGGUCCCCAUUAAACAAACGUCUGUGUCCCCCAAGCUCCGUCGUCUUUCCUGCUCUGUGGCUCCCAUCUUGAUACAUGCAAUGGAGUGGGAAUGGGCCUUGUUCUCACCUUUCCCAGUGCUCCUUAUACAUGGAACCUCAGCCCUAGAUUAUGGGGCUGGAGUUAGAGGGAGGGCAGUUUGCCUGGGCUGUACCCAGCCUGGAGGCCUUCAGUUUCCAGGGCUAUCCCACUGGCAUCUCUCUCGAGCUUGGUGAGGAGAAAAAGCUGAAGGCCACCCGGCCCAGUCAUGGGCUGCUUGUGGCCUUAAGUCAGAAUUGUCGUUGCUUGUGUGUUUUAAGUCUGAAUUGAAAAGUGGACGCUGCAGAUCGUGGGCCCUGCAUUUCAGGGAACUGUGCUUUCAGUCUGAGCUCCAGCUUUUCAGAUGCCUGACUCACAACCCGGUCACCCACCACUCCUUCCACUUCAUAGCCAGCCUUCUUGGGCUGAGACUUUCAUCUCCGAGGGGGGAAGUGGGAUUUGGAACCCAAUCUCCCUGCUCACCCUGCCGAAUUCACACCCAAUUAGUUAACUUCACCAGCCAUGCUUGGGCAUUAAAAUCAACAGGAGUCUUUCCAUUGGCCCCAAUGGGCAUUGGAUUCAGGCCCUUGUGAGGGGGAUGGAGGAAACCCUUUGAUGAGAGACUUGCUGCAUCUUUCAGGUACCUACAGAUGCAUGACUGCUGUACCCAGAUGGCAUCAUGCUGCUUUGUUAGUGUUUAUGGACACUGGGGUUUGCACAGUUCCUGUAUGCUACUUCUUUUCCGCCCUGAGAUUUGAGUGCCUACUUUGUAUAUCUGUCUAACAGCAAUGAGGAAUAACAAAGAUUAUUUUUAUUGGCAUUUGUAAUAUCUCUUGGGGUGAUAUUAGAGAUAUGUGUUGUUGAGAAAUUUAUAUUUUAUAUUAAAAAGUCUGGUUCUAACAGUAGUAACUCACAGGAAAUGGGUUAUUGUAUAAGCUAAAGUGUUAGACAAAACUGGAUGAUACACUUUUAUAUAUGUGUGUGUUUUUUCUCACACCCACACACAGAGGGAUUGGAAGCUGCCAAGUUCCAGGGUAGGGCUACCCUGAAAUCCAAGUAUUGCAGCAUGGGUAGACAUGCUGGCAUGGCUAAGAGUAGCAGUGUAGAUGUGGUGGCAUGUGUCAGCGUGGACUGUAUGGGGACCCUGGGUAUGUGGGCUAGCAAUGCAUCUACUUGGCAAUUUUGAGCCAUACUUGUGCAGAUAAAGCUAGUGCAGGUACGUCUUCCCAUGCACUAAUCACACCUAGGAUUGCAGGAUAGACCUACCCAUGCUGCUACGUCUUCCCAUGCACUAAUCACACCUAGGAUUGCAGGAUAGACCUACCCAUGCUGCAUGUGUUACAGCAGAACAUCUAAUCCAGCUGUGAUCUUAGCUUACGAAAUUGGUACUGUUCCCUGCGAAACUGUGGAAUUGUUGGUGUAAGAAUCCUAGAACUUUAGGACUUUCAGGCCCUGGGAAAUAACCAGGACUGUCAUCUGAUGAGUAUGAACAAAGUACCCCCCCCCCCGAACAGCCUCAUUUCUUUUUACGUGCAAGGUUUCAAGACCAGGAGCCUCUGGACUUUCCUUGGAAGAGUCCUUUUCUUGCUGGUUACUCCUUUAUAAUAACCUGGGGGGGGGGUUGUUUUUGUUUUUUAGUUGUGUGUUUUAAAUCUUAGUGCUAAUAGCACAUAUACAUAGAAGUAUUUUGGAGACCAGAACAUUAGGGUAACUGGGUGCAGAUCACACAUUCCCGGUGGUAUGAGGCAUGAGUUAAGUGGAAAUCCAAACAAGGGCAUUUUUUUUUCUAUUCUGUAUAUUUUUGUAGUGACAUUUCUAUUUAAGAGCUCAUUAAAGUGCCGUAUUUUU